CGUCGACAGGCCCCUCAAGAUCUCAACGUCAACCCUCAGAUGACUUAUUUGCAACUUCUUCAAAUCGAUAAGCUAGCAAUCUAGCUCGAUAACUCUCGGACUCUCUGGAGUUCUCAGCAUGAUGUUUACCACUUUUAGAUGCGGCCGGGGUCACGAGGCCGCCCCUGGCCGCUCCCGUGAUUGUCAGGGGAUAGGUCAUGACGUUCGACGGCUCUCUGGGGCCCUGGGGUGUUUGCUUGGUUUCCUUGAUUUGGGAAGCCCUCGACCGAAACCACUGAGAUUAUCAACUCUGGCUCUGGCUCAUCUUGCCUCGUGGAAACAGAUAGCCAUCCGAUAACCCAUCUCCCGCUACGUACUCUUGUAAAGGCGGUCCCUUCUUGUCAUAACCAGUUACUCCACACUCUUUGGUAUAUAACCCUCGAUUGUUGGUCUGCCCUCCCAUCGGACCACGCUUUUGUCUGACUACCACAUCCACCGACCACCACACACGAUGGCUCCUUAUUGGGAACCCGGUACGAUGUAUAACCACGGCGAUGUCGUGACAUACGAAGGCGCGCAAUACAAGAUCAUUCAGCCUCAUCGUUCCCAGAGCGACUGGGCGCCUCCCGUUACACCUGCACUUUGGGGUCGCAUUCCUGGAGGUGAAUGUCACGAGAAACCCCAUUAUGGGGGGGAUUGCAAGCCUGCUUCUGGCUACAACCCCGUCUAUGAACAGCAGCAGCAAUCUCAACAACCGUUCCACCAGCACAAGGAAGCCGAUCAAUCGUCGUACAAUGUUCCAGUCACGCAACCACCCAAGCAAGAAGGCGAGAAGCACGACGAGAAAAAGAAGAUACUUGAAAUUGGCGGAGGACUUCUCGCCGGAGCUGCGCUUCUAGGUGGAGGACUAUAUGCCUACAAGGAACACGGUAAGAAGGAGGAAGAGAAGCAGGCGCAUAACUGGGCUGAGUCAACCUGGCUCAGGGACGCCCAGGCUCGCACUGAACAGUUCAGGAGUGGUCGGUACCCUGGACCUGUAGCAUGGGUGUUGAACGAGGGUAAGGACAUACCCCGUGAUGCUAUCCAGGGCGGCGAAGAGCGAGGGGAACGUCUCUACAUUUGCCGUGCAUACCACGAGGGUGGAUUGAUGAUUGGCAAAGCGUGCCGUGUCUUCAAGAAAGGUGCUGUCAUCGGAUACAGCCACAAAGAGUAUCAUCUUGACACGUAUGAAAUCCUCGUCGGAGACGCACGCGCCGUGAGAUGGGUUUCUGUCUCUGGCCAGUUCGAUGUCAGAAAGUUAGGUGGUGCUAGACCUGUUGAGGGCGGAAGGGAGCCCGACGGUACACCUCAGUACAUCGCACAGGCGCCACACCAAAAAGCGGUACACCCAGGGAAGGCAUGCGAGACAUAUGGAGACGGCUGUUUCAUUCCUUACGAUAACGGUGAAAAGAAAGUCAAGGAGUAUGCUAUACUUUGCUACGUUUGAAUGUGAAUCAACACCGAAAUCUCCGUAACCGCGAUGCAACCGUGUAAGGAACAUCAUUACAUACCUGGAUCAAGGGUUUUGUACUACGUAUCUACCAUUACUUGGACCAUGAAAAUUUGUAUCUGACAACCAUAGAUUAGAGUACGCAAUCGCAAAGUCGUGGACCGGCUGCGAGUGUGCACUCCGCACGACACGUGUCGUACAUGUAUGGACUUCCAGACUUAAAGACUCGACUGAGGAGAGUUGUUCAUCAAGCGACGAUAUCGGGCUCAGCGAUAAGCAUAUGGACGGUCGUUGAUCUCACUUGAUACCAUAGAAUUCCUUGGUACCCCGAUACGUGGGCCGGAGCAAUGGGUGGCAGUAUUCAAUAUAAACUACUUUAGGUUGCGGCUGGCCCCCGUGCUACAUUUCCACGGAA
Molecule: messenger RNA, 1883 nt
Organism: Pisolithus orientalis
Lineage: Eukaryota; Fungi; Basidiomycota; Agaricomycetes; Boletales; Pisolithaceae
Product: carbohydrate-binding module family 12 protein
Exons: 9
Coding region: 491-1465 (324 amino acids)
Biological process (GO): carbohydrate metabolic process
Cellular component (GO): extracellular region
Molecular function (GO): hydrolase activity, hydrolyzing O-glycosyl compounds; carbohydrate binding
Source: RefSeq, a predicted model, not a curated record